Messenger RNA from Drosophila takahashii, 583 nucleotides. The record is from RefSeq and is a predicted model, not a curated record. Lineage: Eukaryota; Metazoa; Arthropoda; Insecta; Diptera; Drosophilidae.
AUGGCGACCAACGCAGUUAAAGACAAAAACUCAGUAUCUGCAGAAACAGAUUACGACCUGGAAGAGGAAAUCGACAACCACUUGAGGCGUGUUUUCUACAUAAAACCAAAUGGUGACUCCCCGAAAAUGAACCCAUACAUAGUGGAGUUCUUUGGGGUUCUUAGUUUAAAUGAUCUGCGGGCGCCUGAGCGUAAACUAUGGGUUAUCUACUUCUGCAAACAGCCGGAACUGGACAAAACUGUCGACGAAAUCCACCAGAAGUACGGCAAGAAGAAUAUGUUCGACCUGUAUCGCACCCCAGUUUUCAGUGGAGCUGCUCUGCGGGCCAGUGUAAAGAAGCACUUUUCGGGGCUCAAGUGGUUUACCAACGGAAACCUGCUGGAAGCCCCUCCAAAGAGCCACUUUAACGACGAGCGAGUGGUCAAAACCAUUACGGAUCUGCAUCACCAGGAGCAGCAGAGGCUGUACAACUAUGUAAUGGUGAAGCAUAUGUGGUAUCACCGAUACAGAUAACUCCUAGUGAUUGACUAACCCUGUGAUUUAGUAGUAAUUUUGCUUUAAAUAAAUGUGGCCUUAAAAGUUC